UAUAGUACGUCAGCGACGUCGCCAACGCGAAUGAAACGCAGGUACAGCGCUCGCAGUGUGCGGGUUAUGAAUGAGUUCUGUGAUUGGAAUGUAAAGGAGAAAUGUAACGAAGUAACAGAACUCCUCCGGACGCACGAAACUCUGAAGACAUGAACUUCUUUAAAACCUGUCCGACGAGGUUAGUGCCCUGGCAAGGACUGCUGGUCGUGUGUGCACUGAUCAGGCUUGCAUUUGGAGCCUCUUUCUAUGGUGACGGCUACAUGGAGCUGAAAACGGUGGAGUCGUGGUCCCGCUCGUCCCUGUAUGUGAGGUUCCGCACCUCCAGACCCAGCGGCAUGCUCUUCCUGGCAGCAGGGCACACAGACUACUGCCUGGUGGAGCUGCACUCCACUCGCUUACAGGUGAAGUUGGACUUGGGAUCUGGGGAGCGCAUACUUCGCUCAGAGAAAGGCACCCCACUGAAUGAUCUCGCCUGGCACACAGCUGAACUGCAGCAUGACAAUAACAGCGUGACCCUGACUGUGGACAAGCACUUUCAAGCGAGUGUCAGAAUGCCAGGCCUGCUGCAUGAUCUCAGCAUCCAGGAGGGCCUGUACGUGGGAGGCACUGGAGGUCUGGACAAACCGUACCUCGUCACGGAGCCCAGCGGCUUUCGAGGGUGCAUUGAUGAGCUCCUGUUUAACCAGCAUAAUCUGCUGUCCUCGCUCAGGUCCUAUUACGGGUUCAAACAUGUAUACGAGGUGUCCUUGGGCUGCAGCCCUCAGUUCUUUGCCAGUGAAGACGACCCGGUCAGUUUCUUCAGCUCCAAAGCUUAUAUUUCUUUCCCACUUUGGAAUGUGCAAGAGGGAGGAGUAUUUGAGUGCAUGGUCCACACAUCAGCUGAGCAAGGACUUCUUCUGUACAACUCUGCUCGUCAGGGAGACUUUGUAGCCAUGGAGAUCCGAGAAGGGCUGAUCAUUGCGGUUGUGGGAAAAGGUGGGAGUAAAAAUGAGCUUUCCUCCCUUAGUCAAGUUAAUGAUAGGAAAUGGCAUUACAUAAAACUACAGUUUACAUCGAGGAACCUUCAGCUUACAGUGGAUGAGGAGACCGUGAAAAAAAUCCUGAGUUCCCCCAACAAGGCUCUUAGUCUGAGGGGUCCCCUUUUUAUAGGGGGUAUAGAUGAUAGCACUCGAGCAGAAGUCCGGAAUCAGGGCUUGGUCUCGGUCUCAGGAAAGCGUGCCAGAGGAGGGUCCUUUAAAGGCUGCUUGAAAGACAUCAAAGCCAACUCUGAGAAAAUGGGCCUAAAGAAUGCUGAGGUUACUAAAGACAUUUCCGUGGGGUGUGAACCAGAAAAGGAACCAGAGCCUACAAUGCAAGCCACCCCCACUACUGUCCCCCUGCCUCAAAUCCCAUCCACAUCUGCUGCCAUUCCUACAAGCGCCAAGCCUCAGGAAAAGAAGCAUGGCAGCUUCCUGGCCCUCAAUAACCUUGUGGUUCCAGAAGGGGGCCGUGCAUCUCUCGGGUCCAAGCACAUUAAAGUCAGCCUGGAAUUCAAGAAGCUGGGUAUUCGUCAGUCACAGAUCGUUUUUAAGAUCCAAGAGCAGCCUGUCCACGGGCAGCUGAGGUUGGAUAUAGAUCAGGAUCAAGAAGAAAACACUUUCUCCAUGUUGGACCUCUGGCAUGGUAGGGUUAUGUACGUUCAUGGUGGUUCAGAGGAUCCCCUUGACUUUUUUAUGUUUUCUGUCUUUGCCAGCAGCAAGAAAGAAGUCCCACCCUAUCUAAAGGGAAAUAAGCAAUACAGAUUUAACAUUAGCGUAACCCCCACGAAUGAUGCCCCAGAACUGACUCUCCUUGAAGGAAACCUCUUUGUAUUGUUGGAGAACUCAAAGAAGCCUCUAACAACUGAUGUGUUGAAAGCCACUGACGUCGACAGCAAUUCUACAGAGCUGGUGUUUUCAGUGCUGGGUAACCUGAAUGCAGAUGCUGGCUAUCUUGAAAACACUAAGAACCCUGGUAAAGUUCUAAAUACUUUCUCGCACACUGACUUGGAGGAAGGAAGAAUACAGUAUGUUCAUAGUGGAGUGAGAAACUCCAGGAUUGUGUUAAGAGUCAGUGACGGGGAUAAAGUGAGCAACACCGUGGUCCUGCGAAUAAUGGCUAUACCACUGGAUUAUAACAUUGCAAACAACACAGGUGUGGAAGUGACGCAGGGAGAAGUGGCCUUGAUUGGUACCAACCACCUGGCAGUACAGACUAAUGCGGUCAAACAGGAGCUAGAUCUCCGGUAUGAUAUCAUUGAGCCCCCCAAGUAUGGGGAAGUACAGAGGUGGCACUCCAGCGGAGAGUGGAAACCCACCAGCACAUUCUCCCAGCGCACACUCGAACGUGAACGUGUGCGAUACGUGAGCACUUACCAGGAACCUCAGUCCAGCAAUGCUACUGACAAUUUCAAAUGCAAAGUCAGUAUCGGAAGCUUGGCCAGCGAGGAACUGUUCUUUCCAGUUACAGUGAAAUGGGUUCAGUAUAAACUACUGAAAAACAGUGCACUAGAAAUUGACAAAGUAAGGAGAGUGGCACUAAAUUCAGAACACCUCCAUGCCAUUGUUGAAGGCGUGACAGUAGCGGAAAACAAUCUGUAUUACCGGCUUUUGACAUUACCCAAGAAAGGCAAGCUUCUGCUGAACAACAAAGUGUUGAAGAAAAACUCAACUUUUAGCCAAAGAAAUGUCACUGAGCAGAAAGUAGAAUAUGAGCUGGUUGAAAGACCACGUGAAGACUCAAAGGACAUGUUUACCUUCCAGGUUCUCUCCAAACACGCACAUUCAGGGGCCUAUGAUUUCAAACUUGCCAUCAAGGCAGAUGUCAACAGUAUCAUCCUAACCAAUACUGGGCUUUCUUUAAUCGAGGGAGAAAGUAAACUGAUAUCAAAAGAGGAAUUGUUUUCAGAAACCCUGAUCACAAAAGAAAUGUUCUACAAAAUCACAAGCAGCCCCAAACAUGGGAAGUUAAAGCGUAUAAACCUUUCUGACUCUGCCUCCAGCAAUGACAACAUGACGGUGUUCACCAACGCAGAUAUCCUUGGGGAACGCAUUCUGUACGUCCACGAUGACUCUGAAACCACCCAUGAUGAGUUUACUUUCAUUGCAUCCCUCAACAAGUCUGGGGCGGGGGCUGCAGCUGUGGAGAGCUCCUUUAACAUUUCCAUUGAGCUCAAGAAUGACGAGAAGCCAGUGCGUGUUGUUGAUAAGAUCUUCCAUGUGGCCAGAAAUGGUCAGAAACUGUUAACUGUGGAAGAUCUCUGCUAUCACGAUGGGGACUCUGAUUUUGACAAUGGCCAGCUGUUGUACACUCGACGCGGAAUACCGAACGGGGACCUGGUCCUUGUGAAUGACACCUCUCACAAGCUCUACCAGUUCCAUCAGGAAGACCUGGAGCUGAGGCGUGUCUUAUUCUUGCACCGUGGGACAGAUUACGGGCGUUUCGUGUUGUUUGUGACUGAUGGGAAGCAUUAUACAUCGUCGCUGCUGGAGGUCAGUGCACACGAACCCUACAUCCAGAUAGCCAACAGUACAGGGCUGCUGGUACAAAAAGGACAUGCAGCGUCUUUCAACGCAGCCAACUUCAGUGUGGCCACCAACAUGGAUGUAAGAGACGAUAAGGAGGUCACCUACAAAUUGUUUCUCCCACCAAAGCAUGGCAGACUGCAUAUAAAUGAUCUUCUAGUGGAUUCUUUCACGCAGCACGAUUUGAGAAGGGAUCACCUGGUCUAUCAACAUGACAACAGUAACAACUUGGUGGACAGAUUCAACUUUACCGUGAAGGUUAAGGAUGUCCGUCUGGAUGCUGGAGUUUUUGUCCGAGUGUAUUUGGAGAGUCACCAGCGCCCCCCAAAGGUUGUGCACAACAGAACUCUUCUGGUAGAAGAGGGGAAGCCUGUGAAGAUCAGUAAAAGAAAACUUGAGGUUGUGCAUGAAGAUAGCUUACCUGUGGAAAUCGUUUACACUGUUAAGAUCGCUCCUACCUACGGAUACAUCCGCAGCUUUGCUGAAGGGGAGGGGCGAUACCUGGGAAGUGAACAAGCCCCUAUCCAGAGCUUCACACAGCAAGACAUUAAUGAUGGCAACAUCCAGUAUGUGCAUGUCACUGCCGAUCAGCACAAGGACAGCAUCGAGCUGCAGGUCUCCAAUGGAGUGACUGAGGUUGGGGGACUCCAGGUCUGCAUUGAUGUUAUACCUCGUCUAAUCCCACUGAAAGUGUCCAACAUCACGCUGAAGGAAGGAGCGGCCAAGGCGCUGACAGAGGACAUCAUUCAAGUUACCAGCCAACACUUUGCUGGCCUGGACUUGGAGUACUCUGUGUGGGAGCCUCCGCAGCAUGGGCAGAUAGAGCACUCCCGAUCCCCCGGCGUGAAGCUCCUUGUGUUCACCAGAAAGCAAGUUCAGCAGGAGUUCAUUUAUUAUCUGCAUGAUGACAGUGAGACGACGUCUGAUAAUUUUACCAUCAUUGCCAAUGACACUGAGCUUCGGAAGCAGAGCCAGCCCUGCACUGUCUAUGUAAACGUUAUGCCAGUGAAUGACGAGGCGCCGGUUAUAACUGCCAACACAAUAUUAAAGGUGUGGGUGAGCUCAGUUACUGAGAUAACAAAAGCAGACCUGAACUCUGAAGACAAGGACUCUCCCCCAGAAGAGCUGGACUAUGUCAUUACCCCCCCCAGCAACGGCCACCUCGCUCUAAAGAGCUCUGCAAACAAGAGUAUCCUGAACUUCACACAGGCACACGUUAACAACGGGGAGGUAGUGUUUGUACACAGCGGAGCCAUGUCUGGUGGAUUUAGUUUCCAGGUGAGCGAUGGUUUGAACUUUGCCCCUCGGCAGAUCUUCAGUGUCACAGCCAGAGCUCUGCUCCUCCGCUUGGACACAAACCAGCAUCUUCAGGUCUUUCCAGGGUCUCUAACUCCCAUUUCAUCAGAAGAUUUGCAGGCUGUUACGAAUGAUGAUGAUGAUGGAGCAGGAAACCGCACCAUAACCUUCACUCUGGUCAGCUCUCCCACACUGGGAAGGCUGGUCAGAGUCAAGCCUGACAACUCCACUGUGGAAAUCUCCACUUUCACGCAAGCCAUGGUGGAUGAGGGUGCGAUUGCUUAUGAACAGACUAACCUGGAGUCUAUAGGAUGGAGUGCAGAGGACUCCUUUAGAUUUACUGUGUCCUCUCCGCCUGCCUCUCUGGAUCCUCACGUAUUUAACAUCGCCAUCUCUUAUGAAAACACUGGUCCUGAACGGCGGAGUCUUCUGCUUGCAAACACAGGUGCCAUGGUUACAGAGGGUGAGAAAGUGCUGAUUGAUAAAUCCAAGCUGGAUGCUUCCAACCUCCUGGUGAAGCUGCCUGAAGCACAGCGCCACUCUUAUGAAGUCUGGUAUGAAGUCAACUCUUUACCCCAGCACGGUGUAAUCACUGUUGGAGAACGCAACCUUACCAAAGAGAAGCCCAACUUCUCCCAGUUCAUUCUCAACAAGUAUGGAAUAACCUACCAGCACGACAACUCUGAGUCUUUGCAGGACAGCUUUGCCUUCAGUGUGUGGUUAAACCUGAAGAGCAAGGCUGCAUCCAGACCCCUGGAUGGAAGUGAAGUGAUUGAAGAGGUCUUCAAUGUUACUGUCACACCAGUCAACGACCAGCCUCCAGAGCUGAAGACGAAGGCUCCAGGCCUAAGGGUGGUUCAGGGCAACAAAGAGUUGCUCGUUCCAGAGCAUUUGAACGUUGUGGACUUGGAUAAUCCUCCAGAAGAUAUCAAAUACACCAUAAUCAGUAAACCCAACAAUGGCUUUCUAGCGAUGGGUAGCAGCAUUAACGAAUCCAUCAUGACCUUCACUCAGGCUGACAUCAACCGUGGCAGAGUGUGGUUCAUCCAGGAUGGAAGCACGUUCUCAGGAGUCUUCUACUUCAGUGUCACGGACGGCAAGCACAGGCCGCUGUACAAACUGUUCAAUUUGGAGGUGACGGAGAUUACCAUUUCCCUUUCUAACAAUACUGACCUGGUGUUGGAGCAGGGCCAAACUGCUGUGGUCGUCACCAAUGAGCAAUUAGCAGCAGAGACCAAUGGUAAAAACACAACAAUCCACUAUCUGGUUACAACCCCUCCCCAGUUUGGAAAGCUUCUCAUCGCUACUGAACCAGUCACACAGUUUGAGCAAGAAGAUCUUUUACAAGGAAGAAUAUCCUAUCAAAUGACUAAUCUAACAUCCUCCCGGGAUAGCUUUAAAUUCACUGUCUUUACUUCUGAGAGUAAUCUGACUGAACAGGUCCUUAAUAUUACAGUUAAACCUUUGAUAACCUUAAGCCAAGACACAAGGGUCCCAAAUGAAAUUGCAUUUAAAUUGAAGAGCAGCAUGCUGAAUGCCACACAGUUAUCCGUCCUGAGUGGUAGCGAUCCACACUUUGAAAUAGUAGUCCCUCCAACACACAGCAAACUUUUAACAUCCAAAAAACUUAAUCAUGGAACGUCAGAGCCUGUCCUAUCUUUCACUUUCAAAGAUCUUGAGAUGGGGAUCGUGUCACUUGAGUCUGCAGCCAACAUGACAGCAAUCCAGGAACUGAAUGAUUCGUUCACCUUUGUUCUUCAUGCAGAUAGCGCUCAACCUGCGAUCGGUGUUUUUCUGUAUGUUAUUGUGCCGUAUGAUCCAUCAUUGGUGCCAGUUGUCACAACCAAAAGCCCUCCAUUGACUACUGCAGCAGUUAUAACUAACCAGACUGCCUUAGGUGAACCCCAAUUGCCAUUUCCAGUGGAGCCCACUGUGGUUACUAAGGAAUCGACCAAGCCUGUUACCAGAUGGAAAGGUAAGAACCGCUGGGGAAACCCCAAUAGAGUUGCUGUCCCUGAGCCAGCGGUGCCAGAUCUAGCCUCAGAGAAGCGGGAGAAAACGCCCAAGACCCCUGUUGUGGAAGCUGCAGCUCAUCCCAGCAGGGCCUCCAACCCCCUGCUCAUCAUACUGCCCCUGCUGGCUUGCCUCCUCCUCAUUGUUAUUCUGGUGGUGUUGAUUGUAGUAUUCCGACACAGAAAGGAGAAGCAAAAGCCCCUAAUUCAGAACCACCCCAACAACACCACUGCCCCGAGCAGCCCGAGCCCGUGUCAGCCUGAGAGGAGCCUGGCCGUCCCGUCCGUCACUGUUACACCACUGCUGAAAGGAAGGGAGGUUGGCGCAGGCAUGGGGCCCCGAGGAAAUGCAUUGGAGACCAGUAGCAGCCCACAAGAGACCUCCCUGCAGCUCUGUACCUGGAACAACCUGGACCCAGAGACACUGCUGCACUGCCGGACCUCGCACCCAACCCUGCGCAACAACCAGUACUGGGUGUAGCUUCAUCUGCUGCUGUCCGUGUACAUCACAGCUCUCUUCUUAUUCCACUGCUGCUGGACAGUUCUGGGAGUAAGCAGACAGGAAGGGCUGCUGUAUUCAGCUACAAUACAGUCGCCACCACUUAGAACGGGCGUGUGUGUGUUAACGUGAUUCACCCGCAGUAAGCGAUGGAUGGUAUAAACUCUCACACAAUAACCUGACAUUCAAAAUGUCCCCCAAUCACCAGUACAGUAAUCAAAACAAACAAGCGUGUAUGCAGUUAAAAAUCUUAAUUAAGACACUCAUUACACUAAUAAAGAUGUAUUAAAACCUAUGAAUGUAAUAAAAAGUACAAUGAUCUGUCACAUAUCCGACUGCGAUGGGACCAGAGUCAGGGCGGAUAUGUAAAAAGGCAGAUGAAUGAAUCCUGUUUUAAAUACCAUUAUACACACUGUAACAAUUACUGUACUGUAUUAUUAUUGUUUUCAGAUUCGGCUUUUAUUAGGGAGCUCCCCUAAAUCCCUUGUUUAGAAAGCUAAGGUAUUAAUGCUUGUGACAGAGUAGCUGUCUGCCGUGUGGGUGCGUGCAUUCGCUGCUGAGUGACAGGCAGGAGAGCGAGACAGAGAUUGAAGUUGAUACGCCCCCCGCAGGCGAACAGGAUUUAUUCACAUAUUGCAGCGCUGAGCUGCGGGGUUUCCAGGAUAUAAUGAGACAGACGGCAGUUGCGGUUCAAAGAAGUAGGAGGCCGUUGUAUUUUUUUUUUGUAGCUUUUUAUUUACACUGAAUUUCUGUGCUGAUGCUCAUUGCUUUUUUCUUACCAGCCAUGCUUGCUUGCUGUUGCAGUCAGUGCUGUUUUUUCAAACUGUAAAUAAACCCGACACUGCGUACAGGGAUUAAAUAGCCAAGGUACAGUACAGGGCUAAUCGCUCAGUAACGAGGUGCAAACAGCUGAUUGAGUGAUCUGUCCAGCUUUUACUACAGUAAAGUGCUGCCUUUUGUAUUGAAAUCAACAUGAAAGGCAAGGUAAGAGGUGCAAACAGCUGAUUGGUGGAUUAGUAAGAGUGAUUACUACAGUAUAAGCUGUGCGUUUGUUAUUGAAAUCUAUGUGAAUGGCACAUAACAAGAUCCAAACAGCUGAGUUUGCCCAAAAUACACAGCAUGCUUAACACAGUAUAAACAAUGCCUUUGUUAUUGAAAUCAAUGGGAAUGGCAAACAGCAAAUGCUAUUUGUCCAUAUAAACGGCUGCCUGAAAUAACCCUGUACAGUGUAAGUGGUGGCGACUGUAAUACACAAGGGUGACGAAGGUUCAGCUCGACCAGAGGUUUGCUUUACAAAUUUCAUAUAAAUGUACAGUGUCUUCUAAGCUCAGGAACAGCUUGCUUUUCUUUUUAUUACAGUGGCAUUCAGAGGCACGAGUUAAUGGUUGAUUUCAAGGUUUAAUCAAUAAGUAAUUUUUGUGAUUGGCAAUGCUAUUGAAGGCUAUAUCUUGUGAACCCACUGUUCUAUUUUACAUGCCAUGGAGCCAUGGAUGUAUGUAAUGGUGCUCUACUUGUCAGUGGUCUGACACUACUGAUGUGUUUAAUUGUUGUAGAUAGAUUUUAUAUAUAUAUAUAUAUAUAUAUAUAUAUAUAUAUAUAUAUAUAUAUAUAUAUAUAUAUAUAUAUAUAUAUAUAUACUUCAAUGGAAAGAUUCCACACAUUCUAAAUAUGGUUGAGCUAGAGGGAUAUAAUCCCUGAUAUAUGCCCUUAGAAUCUUUGUAAACGCAUUACAAAAACAAAUCAAACAAGAUCACUCCAUCAGCUAUUAACAAAAUGUUGUUUAAAGUAAGUUUAAACCAUUUUAAUAAGAUGUCAGUUGAGGAAUGGCUAAAUCAAAACAUCCCGGAAAAUCCGAGCACCUCUGAGAUGUCUACAGUCGCUGUAAGUAGUAUAGAGAGAAGUACUGUCGGACAAACUGAACCGGUUUCUUCAUCAAGCUCUUCCGAAGGUCACACUGCUUCUGCUGUUCAAGUACUAGGCAACUUUCCCAGAAGCAUUUUUAAUAACUGCUCGAUAUCUGGAAAUAUUCAAAUCAAUUCAAAGACUUUAUUAUUAUUAUUAUUAUUAUUAUUAUUACAAUUGCAAAAAAAAAAAUUGUCCACAGUUUAUUUUCACAGAAGUAUUUAAUAACCGCACUAAUAAUAAUAAUACAUUUUUUCACAAUCUUUUUUUCUCUGUUUAUUCAAAUAAAAGUAUACAGUUUUAAAAAUGCUGUUUUGUACAUUUAUUUUAUAAAAGAUCGUUGUUAUGGAGGACUAUAUUUAUAGAACGUUCAUUUUACAGUGUGGAAGGAUACGUAAAAAAAAUUAAAAAAAAUAAUAAAAAAAAAAUAAUAAAUUAAGUAAAAAUCAAUAAGAAUUAUAGUUAAUUGUGCUGUAACGUUGAAGUAUAUAAGCAAUAAAACCCUCCACAUCGGGAUUACCAGGCAUUAUAAAACCGUUUGGUUGUAAUGGCGCCCUCGACUUCGUCUCGGGCCACAUUACCCAAACGGUUGUGUAAUGCCCUCUGUGUCGGGUCUUAUUGCUUACAUAUACCACUAGCAUACCUUUUCGGUCUCAUAACAGAAUCCUGAAUAAGGAGGAGGCUGGGGCAAAGUUUGUUUUUGUUUAGUUUGUUUGUAGAAGGUGGUAGAAUGAAUUGUUGAGGACAGCAGCAUAGACCAGUCUUUAAACCUGAGUUUGUGAUUGUGGAUUGCGACACUUUGAUUUAGAAGCAAUAUCAUGCAAAUUGCUUUGUUAAAUUGUUACUGAAUGUAUGUCCAAACACUGAAAACAUGCUUUACUGUUACGUUUGAUCAUGCCAGAAUUGCCAAAUAUUGUAUUGUUUAGCUUGGUUUUUAAUAAAAUGUAUGUUGUUCGUG
Messenger RNA from Acipenser ruthenus (sterlet), 10209 nucleotides. Its product is annotated as chondroitin sulfate proteoglycan 4-like. The coding region runs from base 150 to 7331 and encodes 2393 amino acids. The record is from RefSeq and is a predicted model, not a curated record. NCBI's taxonomy places the organism in Eukaryota, Metazoa, Chordata, Actinopteri, Acipenseriformes, Acipenseridae. The transcript has 10 exons.